GGACUAGUCGCGAGGAACGCUCCGCGCGCGGCCACGGCUAGGGGAUCCACAGGUGCGUGACGUCAGGGGAGCUGAAGGUGCACUGACCCAAGUUUUAAAACAAAGUGCUUUUUUACAAGCACCUGCAAGCUCAGCGAAGCGGAGAUUUUUUUUUUUUACAAGCGUGGUUUCGUUCCGUCGCCAUCCGAGAGUUGAGCUGAGUGUUAGGUUUGUCCUUCUCGCCUUUGCGGAACCAAGCCGUGAACUACAUGUAUAUUCUGAUGGAUUCCCCAUUAGCUGACACAGACAGCCAGCCCGACCUGCAGAGACUGUUUUCUGCCUGCGACCUGAACAAGUCGGGCAGGAUCGAGUAUGAGGACUUUGCGGCGGUGUGCCGGGAGCUGAACGUCCGCAGCUCCGAAGUGGCCUUCCUGUUCAACAAGUUCGAUGUGGACCAAGACGGCUGUAUCGAUUACAGUGAUUUCUCGGCCCGGUUCCACGAGGUGUCGGAGACUCUGGACCUGGCUGCGCUCGGGGGAGCCCCGCACGAGCCCAGCAGCCCCUGGGAGGACUUUGAGGACAGGAUGGGGGACGAGAUCGGUUACCUGGGGAGGGGGCAGGAACAGGUGGCACGGCUGUACCAGCAGAUCCACGCCUUCUCCGACGACGCUCUGCUGCAGCAGUACGAGUCCCUGAUCGACACGCUGGUGACGGAGCACCGGGGCCACAGCCUGGAGACCGAGCAGCUGGAGAGCGCACUCAGGCGGGCAGAGGAAAUGACAGCACAGCAGCUGACCGAGCUGGAGGAGGACUUGCAGCAGCAGCUGGCCAGUGUGGAGAAGAGGGUCCGAGAGGAGGAGCGGCAGAGGCUGGAAGCCGCCGUGGCGGAGAUCCAGAGGAGACACGAGAGCGAAGUGGCUGAUCUGCAGGUGGCCGUGGAGAGGCUGCGGAAGCAGCAAGAGGAAUUCUGGCACAGCAGCUCCAGGGAAGACAUUCAUCAGCUAAAAGAUCAGAUCACUGAGAUGACUCAGGAAAAUGAGCAGCUGAGGAGCUCGCUUGUGAAAGCCCAGAUGAGCGUUUCCAUUCUGCAGGUAGAAAUGGAUAAGCUGAAGAACGAGUAUGCAGACCAGAAGCUGCAGCACGAGCGGGAGAAAGAGGUCCUGCGGAAGAUGCUGGCUGAACGUCAGUCCUACUGCAAUCAGAUUGAAAUCCUCCAGACGAUGAACAAGAAGCUGUACGACAGCAAUGACGGGCUGCGCUCAGCCUUGGUGACCAGCGUGGGGCUGGGGAAGAAGAGGCAUCUGUCGAUCAGGGAUGAGAGUCCGCUAUUGAGUUUAAAGCCUGGUGACCAGCGCAUGCUCAAUUACAGCAGCUUUGCCAGCGAGGACGAUGCCAUGACGGUGGAUUCUUACGAGCCCACAGACACCAGAUACUCCCAGGUGGCCAGCUGGGCGGACAGGUACCUGGACAGCGGUGUGUCUGUGUCUCUGGAGCCAGGCGAUGAGUCUGGCAGCGAGUACGAAAGCGACGACAGUCCCAACUCCGUGGAGACCGUGCACUACAGCUACUCCUACGUGCAGUCGGACGUAGAGAUGUCGGAUUUGAAGUCGGAGGGGACGGCCUCCGUCGCCCCCAGCCGGCGAAGUUCCAUUGCCUCUUCCAUCCGGAGGCGUCUCCCAGCGUUCACCCCCAAGCCAAUGGACACUGUUGAUGCUGAAGCCCCUGGGCCGAUGUACAGACUGGUCUUGGCUGGGGAUGCAGGAGCAGGGAAGUCCAGCUUUCUACUUCGGCUGAGCACAAACGAGUUCAGAGGAGACAUUCAGACUACAUUAGGAGUCGAUUUCCAAAUGAAAAAGAUGCUGGUUGAUGGGGAACAGACGACUUUGCAGAUCUGGGACACUGCAGGACAGGAGAGGUUCCGCAGCAUUGCCAGGUCGUACUUCCGGAAGGCUCAUGGGAUACUGCUGCUGUACGACGUCACCUCGGAGAGGAGCUUCCUCCACGUCAGAGAGUGGAUUGACCAGGUUCAGGAUUCCACAGUCGACCACAUCCCCAUGUGUCUGAUUGGGAACAAGACCGACCUGAGGACAGAGGAGACGGAGUCCAGCUGCGUCCACACGGCACAUGGGGAGAAAUUAGCCAUGGCCUACAAUGCCCUGUUCUGUGAGACCAGCGCUAAGGAAGGGACUAACGUUGUGGAAGCUGUCCUUCAUCUUGCACGGGAAGUUAAAAAGAGCACAGUUCUGAGAAGGAAGUCGGAGCCACAGAUGAACGUGACUAUUGUGGACGGUAAAAAAGCCCUGAGCAGCUGCUGUAAGAUGUAAGAAUUUGAAUGUUUUCCACAACGAAACAACAGGGCUGACACCAGUGAGAGACAUCCUGCACAUUUUGGCUGGCUCCAGAAUGCAGAAUGAACUCGCAUUAAAGAAGACUGACAUUUUGUGCAACUCUAGCUUUGUCUUAAAGUUUUGACCAGUUUCAAACCAGUAAGACAUAGACUCAUGAUGAUCAGACAAAAAAGCAUUUCAGAAACAUUUUCCUCCCGAGAAGUAACUGCUUGGAUUUUUUUCAAUGUGUAUUACUUCAAAAGCCAUCUGGACUCUCGCAAAGAAUCUUGUCUUGGGACACUGAAGGAUACCUUCCCAUUUUUUUAAGAUUUUUGCCAUACAGGUCAACACUAGAAACUAGAUUCAUAUAGCACUGCUUAACUAAUUUUAUAACCUACAAUUGUAUUGUUUUCUUAGAUAACCCAUUUCAUAUAAGCUUGAAGCGUUUGAAAGAUAGAACCUUUCCCAUGUUUCUUCUUCAGUGUUGAUGGGAGGGGAGUGUUUAUUCUGCAGCUUUCCAAUCUGUCACUCUCUCCCAAUAUUCAAAAUGUAAUACAAAAUGCAGAGGAACUGUCUUGGGUAACAUGCAUGCUUACAGGGGAGUUUCUUUUAUGCACUUUUAAUGAAAGGUUCAGUUCAAGUACACUGAUGUUAAUGAGUGCUGACAGUGUUUGGGGGAUGGCACAAUGUUUAACUGUUAGGCACAGAACCAUGCACUCUUUCCCGAGAUGGUUUUCUAAUGCAAAAUCAGAGCAACUGUUCAAAUAUGGUUUACACAUUCUUAAGCUACUGUAGUGGGAUAAGUAUUUUAAAUGUUUUGUAUAACUAUUUGCUAUGAAUGUAUUUUAUAUUAAAAUGUUUUAUAUUUUUAAUAAGACAACUUUUGCAUUUGAAUACCUCAAAACAAUGAAGGACCGAUUGUACAAUUCUUAGCAUAGAUGUCUAUAAAUGAAAAACAUUUAGUGUUUUGAACUUGGCUACGUGUAUAAAAGGAAAUAAAUAUUCAAACAUUUAACAAUGAUUUGCAAAGUAGUAUUUUUUUUAAAUGAAACUACUUGUUUUGGAAUACAACUUGGAAAAAGGUGUUACUGACAUUUUUCCUCACUAAAGUUUCAUUGAAGACUGGUGUUGAUUGUAGUUGAUUUAAAAAUGAUUCUAAAAGAUGCUCAUGUAUGCUAGAUUAAUUGAAAUGACUGAAAUCCAAAAAUGCUAGCUGCUACAGUUGCAGAAGCAAUCUGUUUUGUGACUAUAAUCCAAUUCUUUUCAUGUUAUUGGUUGUUAAACUCUGGAGCGUGAACAGGUAUUUUUAAUACAACUUUUAAACCCCCCUCCCUCUUAUAUACAUGAUGCAAGCAUGUGUAAAUACAUCCUUCUUAAAUGCAGCUUAUAACCUAUUCCAAUAAUCUUCAGUAGUUGCUGAAUUUGAACUAUAGCCAUUGUACAACUACUUGUGACUUCACAGAUUUUUCACCUAACUGACAAUGUGUUUAAGUUUUACUGUUUGCUUUCAGCUUGACUCCUUAAAACUCCUUAAAACCCUUAUGCACAAUUAACAAUUAACUGACCUAUGACAAAUUAAAGCUUGAACUUCAUUCCAAUUAGGUCACUGAGCUUACGCAAAGUGUCCCAUGUGUAAGUAAAAUCCUGCUCAAUGGAAUGCAAUGUCUGCACCACCUCACUUGAAAAUGUUACAAGAUAAUGUUUUAUCGACUGUUACACAUGAGCGUGUUCUCUAAUUUGAAAUAUACAGAAUAUGGAGCACUAAAGUAACUUUACAAGACAAAAAAAAGUUAACCCAUUACAACAGAUGUAAGAAAUACAAAGACUGGAUGGAACAGCAACUGCCUUGUGUCCAGUCCAUAACACUUCUGUCCAGAUCAGCCUAACUUUUGAUCCCAGGUCUCACCAAAUGAAAAUAAAAUCCCUGUUUAUUAACAGAAAAACAACAGUGAUCUCCAUGCAGCUUCUGUGUUUUCACAAUCACGAGACAAAAUGACCUAAAAAGCUACAGUUUAUUAAAUAAUUACAUGUUGGGGGCAAAGUUUGAUACAAAAAUACAAGGUUAUGUAGCUCCAAGCAAGGCAGUCUGCUCCUUUUGCUUUUAUGGUUUAAAUUCUGUUCAUAACAGG
Messenger RNA from Lepisosteus oculatus (spotted gar), 4435 nucleotides. It is a transcript of the gene rasef2, whose product is annotated as RAS and EF-hand domain containing 2. Gene Ontology annotation, biological process: vesicle-mediated transport. Lineage: Eukaryota; Metazoa; Chordata; Actinopteri; Semionotiformes; Lepisosteidae. Gene Ontology annotation, molecular function: calcium ion binding; GTP binding; GTPase activity. The record is from RefSeq and is a predicted model, not a curated record.